AUGAAGAAGAAAGUGGUGGUUAGAGGUUUCAAGGCAGAGGCCCGGCACCCGUUAAGAUCAGAAGAAGACCCGAGAUCAGUAAUCUGGAAGACAGUUGAUGGGGGUCGGAAAGGGAAUGGAUGGGGCUGCCACAGAGGCCACCCCAGCUUCCCUACAGCAGGACACGUGCUGAACGCCCUGCAGGGGCUGCCUUUUGAGCGCCGGACUUGGCCAGCAGCCUCUGAAGGGACAGGAGGUGGCGCUGUCGGCACAAGCAUCGUUGCUGAUGGAGCCGCUUGUCUGCAGCCCCCGGGGACCAGGAGGACAAAGCCGGCUGAGUGGCUGCUUCUGACGCUAGCCGUUACAGGAGAGGUAGGGCAGGGAGGGACCCAGGGUGGUAUCGGGAAGGAGCCCAAGGGGCAGGAUGCGGGCACACAAGAGACCCUGUCUGGGGGCUCCCCCAAACUCUUAGAAGAAUCCAAUAGGUCCUGGAACCCAGCAAAACAGGAGAAGUGGAGUCAGAGAAAUACUGCUUUGUGA
Molecule: messenger RNA, 519 nt
Organism: Rangifer tarandus platyrhynchus (Svalbard reindeer)
Lineage: Eukaryota; Metazoa; Chordata; Mammalia; Artiodactyla; Cervidae
Source: the annotation of a GenBank genome assembly